CAUUUGGUGCUCGUGGCGUAACACGAACACGCCCCAUUCGUCGUCUGCUUCAGAUGGCGCAGUUCCGUCGACGGUGCACGGGCCAAGCAAAUGCUAAUGUGAUGCUGUCUCAAAUUAUUGGUCAAUUCAUUAAUUGCCAGUUAAACUGUAAAAAUUGACUCUGUAGUCAUUUUUUGUAACUCGAAAACUGAAUCACUUCGGACGGCACCGACACACGUCGGAGCUGCAGGCAGCUUUCUGUCGUCUGCUUGCUACUCUUGAAGGAAAUACCGAUUUUCUUCUUUCCCUUCUUUGCUUUUUCUAUGAAAGCCUGAUUAAUCAGGCACGAGGAACAACGGUGAUGUUUAAGUAGCCACCGUGUUUCGAGUUCUCGCCGCGGCGCAGUCGGGAUCCGAGAGUUCGUGUACAAAUUUCGCCGCCCGGUUUAUCGAUUGUCAGUUCUGAAGAAGAUCGCCAUGUUAGAUUGAGUCGUGCAACGCAGCUUUUAUGCCCGCGUCCGAAGACAACGCGAAAUUUCGUCCGGGAAAUAACGCCGGAUUGCCAGAGGCCGACGCUUUGCUUCAACGGCCAAUGGCAAAGGAUACCAUUUACCUGUGCAACUUCCGAGUGUCUGUCGACGGAGAGUGGCUGUGCCUGAAGGAACUUGCUGAUGUUCAGUUUGAAGCACAGAAGUCUACGCAGAAUGAAAAUGCUCAGUCUCUCGCUAUUCUUCCCAGCAACUUUGAUGAUCGGGAUCCGGUGGCCAUCGAGCGUUCCAACCUGGUUAACCUGACAAAAUUGGUCGUCAAAGAACUCAUAGAAUCUUCUCUGAAGUAUGGUCGCAUGCUGGACUCCGACCAUCCCCCACUACAGCAUUUCUUUAUACUCUUGGAACACGUCCUGAGGCAUGGCCUGAAACCAAAAAAAGGACUUCUAGGACCAAAGAAGGAAUUGUGGAAUGUCCUUGAAGCAGUUGAGAAGUAUGUUCCGGAGGCAGCCGACAUUACGGCUAGCGUUCGAGACCUGCCCACUGUAAAGAGCCAACUGGGGAGGGCCCGUGCUUGGUUGCGGCUAGCACUGAUGCAGAAAAAGCUGGCCGAUUACUUUCGCCUCGUGAUUGAUAAGAAAGACGAGCUUUUAGGGGACUUUUAUGAGGAGGAUGCCCUCGUUUUGUCAGAGGAAGCUGUCGUGAUUGGAGGCCUCUUGGUCGGACUCAACGUCAUUGAUUGUAAUCUGUGCGUCAAGGAGGAAGACUUGGAUUCUCAGCAAGGUGUGAUCGAUUUUGGACUCUACCUUAGGGAUAACUCUUACGUCGAAUGUUCGGGGGAAGGGGUGGAACAGGCAAGCAUGACUGCUGUAUUAGAUCAGAAGAAUUACAUUGAGGAACUCAACCGGCAUCUGAACGCUACCGUGACAAACUUACAACAAAAAGUCGAGCAGCUCCAGACAACCAAUGCACUCAUGAAAGAAGACAUGGCCAUCGCUAAAAAUCAGCUUUUGUCCCUCGAAGAAGAAAAUGCAGUCCUCCGGCAGCAUCAGGAUUCCGUUGUUGAGGAGCAUCAAAGGAAACUGCUGAAUGCCAGAGCAGACAUGAACCUUGAAAGGGAAACACUUCAAGCUAACCAGGCGGGGCUCGAUUCACUCUAUACGGAGGUCCGUAGGCAACUAUCCGAAGAGGUGGAUAGGAGACAGGAGGCCGAGAUGGCACUGAAACUCCUCGAGAAGGACAUCCACGAGAAGCAGGACACGAUUGUGUCGCUUAGAAGGCAAUUAGAGGACAUUAAGGCCAUCAACAUUCAGAUGUACAACAAGCUGCAGGGGUGUGAGUCAACGUUGAAGGCAAAAGUGGACCAAAUAGCGAAAAUGGAGCAGAAAAUGGCACAACUCUCCAGCAAUCUGAAGGAUGCGGAGUCGAAAGCACAGACAGUUGAGAAACAGAAACAGGCAUUUGAAGAAACAACACGAAGCCUGGGACAACAGCUGGUCGAGAGAGAUCAAAAGAGGUCCAUAUUAGAGUCUGACAUGAAAAUUGAACAUGAAUGGAGAGUCUCAUUGCAAGCCUCUGUGUCAGAGCAGCAAGAUGAAAUUGCGAAGCUUCGGCACGACCUAGAAGCUUUUCAACAAAUAGUUCAGGAUCAUGAAAAGCUGAAAGUCGAGUUCAGCGAGAUGGAGCGGAAGUGUACCGAAUAUGAACUCACCCUCGAAGAGGUUGGAUCACAGCUGAGCGAAUCCAAGCUCCAAAUCUCGGAAUUAAAGGAGAGUAAUCUGUGCCUGAAGGAAGCCGUGUGGACCAGUGACAGUGACGCAGCAUCCUGUCGUCAGUGCAACAAGCCUUUUUCUGUUGCACGGAGAAAGCAUCACUGCAGGAGCUGCGGCGAGAUCUUCUGCAACGCAUGCUCAGACAACACCAUGCCUCUUCCGUCAUCCGCAAAGCCAGUCCGUGUUUGUGACGGUUGCCACACAGUGCUGCUUCAACGGUAUUCAGCGUCCUGAAUAUGGACACCUGGCAACACCAGCGAGCGUGAAGCCUGAAAUCCUCUGUAUACUAAGCAGCCAUAUUUUUGCAGGAAAACUACAUUCAGGGAAC
Molecule: messenger RNA, 2566 nt
Organism: Ornithodoros turicata
Lineage: Eukaryota; Metazoa; Arthropoda; Arachnida; Ixodida; Argasidae
Product: RUN and FYVE domain-containing protein 2-like
Exons: 17
Coding region: 487-2472 (661 amino acids)
Cellular component (GO): cytoplasm
Molecular function (GO): metal ion binding
Source: RefSeq, a predicted model, not a curated record